This is a messenger RNA of Myotis daubentonii (Daubenton's bat), 3367 nucleotides long. Its product is annotated as translocase of outer mitochondrial membrane 20 like. Lineage: Eukaryota; Metazoa; Chordata; Mammalia; Chiroptera; Vespertilionidae. The record is from RefSeq and is a predicted model, not a curated record. Gene Ontology annotation, molecular function: transmembrane protein transporter activity. Bases 1347 to 1763 code for a protein of 138 amino acids. Gene Ontology annotation, biological process: intracellular protein transport; smoothened signaling pathway; protein targeting. Gene Ontology annotation, cellular component: centriole; mitochondrial outer membrane translocase complex; ciliary basal body. The transcript is spliced from 5 exons.
UAAUCGCUGUAAUAAUUCCCUGAACACCCACCUUGCUUCAGUUUCCCUGGCCCCAUCCCUCUCCAUGUACCAUAGAGAUUAACUAUGAGUUCGUUGGAAAUAAUGGAUGGGAAAGGGCAAAAAGGCAAUAGAGUGGUUUUAUUAGAAGAUAAGACCAGUCAGCCUAGAAAAAUAUCCUUUGGAACCAGGCUAAAUCCAUCACUAAGAUUCUGAACCCAAAACUCCAAGAUCACCAGUAACACUGGAUUCCAAUGCUGUCCUCUAUUUUUGUGUUUACAAUCAGGUUUUGACAAUAGCUCGAGUUCCCAACUAUAAGACCGAGUCAUCGUAGGAAGAAAAAACAUACAGCAGUCAAGAAAACAAUUAUAUGCAACUCACAUCUGCUAACUCAAACUGUGAGGGCCUGGGCUGCUUCUCAGCCCCAACUGUAGUCACGGCAGUGAUGAGCACCUUGCGAUGCACACUCGAGCAAUAUCAUUAAGCCGUAAGGAGCAGCUGAAUAACCUAACAAAAGAGAUAAGCUAUUUCAUUUUUUAGGUCCUUACAUAGUUUAUGCCUUUCCCUUUGGCUUAGUUUAAAUUAAAAACUCUGAUAUUUGGGGCAACGUCUUACCUUCUUUCUGCUGUGUCUGCUGAAUAAGGCAAAUAUUAGGAAGAAAAGCAUAGCAAGGAUGAUGGUUCUCUGAGUUGGGUUUGCUAUAGGAGCUUUAGCUGUCAGGGUCAGUCAGCUCAGCAAAUUAACGGGUUUUUUUGUUUUGUUUUUCUAGGCUAAAUGUUUUUGCUUCAAAAUUCCUUUCUUCCAGUUCUUGAGCUAAGGUGGCUGGGUACUUUGGGCUGCUGGGUCCUUUCAGGUGACAAGGGAGCUGAGGUUGGGGAGUACGGCUAGUGCUCAGGAGCUCCCUGAGCAGUUCUGGAGAUGACGACCAAAGUUUUGCAUCAACUUAAAUUUGCAGGUGAGGAAACACAAUCCUAAAGUGGAUCCAGUUCCCCAGCUAACCAGAUUGCUGACAUAAUGUGAUUUGCCUGAUUGGGUAUCAUCGUAGGCACAGGGGCGGGGGGGGGGGGGUGUUGGGUAAAUGGGGUUCAGAAUUUGGUGCAACAGACCUAGGUUUGAACAGAGCUCUGUUGCUGGGUGGCGGUGAGAUCUCUCACCCAGGUCCUCUGGAACCCUUGGCCGCCUCCUCUGUCCGCCAGCAGAGGUGGUGCGAGGCUUCCACCUGUGGCCCUGCGCCCUGGAAGCCCGGAGGCCGGUAUGGGCGCCGCGCCGACGCCCCCUGCCGGCCGGCCGGGCUCCCCGCGCUCGCUGGCCCGCGCCCAACGCUCCGCUCGUGGGACGCCCGCGGCCGGAUGCCCUGCAUCCGCACCCUCCUUGGCCUCUUGGCGGCCCUGGCGUCCUGUGGCGCCGUCGCCUUCCUGGGCUACUGCGUUUACUUCGACUGGAAGCGGCGUGGCGACCCCGCCUUCAAGCGCCGCCUGCGGGACAAAAGAAGAGCCCAGCCUCCAAAGGCUGAUGGACCCGGCGCCCAGCAGUGGGAUCCAGCAAGGAAUGAAAAGUUGCAAGAACUUUUUCUGCACCAAGUACAAAUGGGAGAGCUUUGGCUAUCUAGAGUUAGUGUUCCAGGCUACGUUGCAGUCUUGGAAGUGCCAAUGGAGAAGCAAAGCCAAAUGCUAGAACACCUCAUCUAUCGUCAGGAGAGCACAGAAUGGGGGUUGAACAUCUCAGCAAUGCCCUUUCAAUGUGUGGGCAACCACGGGAACUUCUGAAGGUUUUUAAACACACACUCCCUCCCAAGGUAUUUGAGAUGCUGUUACAUAAAAUUCCCCUGAUUUGCCAGGUGAGCACUUAUUUAUCUUUGUGAAAUGGGCAGAAUAAACAAAUUGGGCUUGGAUACAUAGAAAUAGCAAAGUAGAUGUGUGACUGGCCCAAAGUUUUAAAUGAGUAAAAUCUGAAUUUUUUAUUGCCUUUCUUGCCUUAAGGUGAAACAAGCCAAUUCUUUCAUGUUCCUUUGACUAUAAUGUAUUGUAUAUUUUGUUGAGAAUUGUUUCAGCAUUUCAGUUUUAAAGAUAGCAUUGUUAACAUUUUGUCGUUGUACUGUCAAAGAUACCACAAUUAUUGACCUACUGUACUGUCCAUGGAGGCCUUUAAGUUAAAUGGUAAUUGUUAUUUAAAUGUCCUAGUGCAGUGGUUCUCAACCUUGGCUGCACAUUAGAAUCACCUGGGAAUCUUUUUAAAAUCCUGAUUUCUGGGCCUCAUCCUCCAGAAAUUCUGUUUCUUUGUUAUGGGGUGGGGCCACAACAUUAGUAACAAAGAAACAGAAUUUCCAGAGGAUGAGGCCCAGAAACCAGGAUUUUAAAAAGAUUCCCAGGUGAUUCAAUGUGCAGCAAAGGUUGAGAACCACUGUCCUAGUGGCUUAAAAAUUAGAUGUAACAUAGAAAACAGUAAAUUAUCAAAGCAGAACACUUCUACUUUCCAUUAGUAUGACAAAACAUAGAUAUCACGUUGGUAAGUUUAAACAUAUAGGCUAAUCAGUGUUUUCUAAAGUAUACCUUGAUAAUAUCAAAUGAAAUCCUUUCAAAAGCUAAUUAUUAAUAGAUAUUAGUCCACUUACAUUUACCAAACUGCUUGAUAUGCUUAUGGAUCAACUAGAAUUUCCUAAAAAUGCUUGAAUUUUAGGACUCAUUUAGCCAUAAGACACUACUUUUAACUUUGGUUCACUUUUUAUUACACUGAUCACAUGGCUGAGAAUACACUAUGCAUUGUUGGUCUGACUCAGAAUCAUUCGCAUUAGACUCAGCUUCUGAACAAAACACAUUCCACUAGACUCGAAGUGGUUCUCAAUCUUCCUAAUGCCGCGACCCUUUAACACAGUUCCUCAUGUUGUGGUGACCCCCAACCAUAAAAUUAUUUUCGUUGCUACUUCAUAACUGUAAUUUUGCUACUGUUACAAAUCGUAAUGUAAAUAUCUGAUAUGCAGGAUGUAUUUUCAGGGGUCGUGACCCACAGGUUGAGAACCGCUGCUAGAGCCUAACAGUCAACUCAAAUAUUCCCAAGCUAGUCUCAGAUGGGUUGUUUCCUGAAAAUAUAUGGAAAUGUAGCUAGAAUAAGAAUGUGUAAUGCCCUCCCUGACACAGAAGAGAGGCAAGAAAAGGAUUGUGCAUUGAAAUGAUUAGUAACUAUUUUAUGUAUUUACCAGCAAUUUGAGGCAGACAUGAAUGAACAGGAAUACUUGGAAGAUGAUCCUGAUUGAAAAAACACUUCAACGUAUCCACAGUCCAUUCAGAAUACUAUAUUAUGAUAUAGCAUAAACAACUGCGCAGUGAUAUUUCCAUUUAUUUAACUUUUAGAAAUAAAAAUUUUUUCUAUCUCA